GUCCAACUUUCUUCGAGUUUAUUUCAAGUUUUAUUAAUUCCUAACGAAGUAUUAACCGUAAUUAGUUGUUUCAGGCUUCCUUAUUUUAGUCAGUGUACACCUAAAGUAGUGUCCAAGCAACCAUGGCAUCCCACGUAGCAAAAUCUUUAGUUAAAGCAUCCCAUGUUGGCUCCACAGUUAAGUUUGACACAGCGCGCAGAGCCCUCUCCGUGGGGGCAGCACUGCAACAGAAGAAGACCCUCCCCGACCGCACUGGCAAGAAUGUGGUGCUGGUGGACGGAGUCCGUACUCCCUUCCUGGUCUCCUUCACCGAUUACGCCAAGAUGAUGCCGCACGAGCUGGCGAGACACUCUUUGCUGGGUCUCCUCCAAAAGACAGGCAUAUCCAAGGAGGUGAUCGACUACAUAGUGUACGGGACGGUCAUCCAGGAGGUCAAAACUUCCAACAUCGGUCGCGAGGCGGCGCUGGCGGCUGGCUUCAGCGACCGCACGCCUGCGCACACCGUCACUAUGGCUUGCAUAUCGGCUAACCAGGCUAUUACUACCGGCGUGGGCAUGAUCGCGGCGGGCGCUUACGACGUGAUCGUAGCCGGUGGCGUGGAGUUCAUGUCGGAUGUGCCCAUCAGGCACUCGCGCAAGAUGCGAGCGCUACUGCUGCGCCUUAACCGCGCCAAGACUCCUGCGCAGAGACUUGCGCUUUUGGCGUCUAUCAGGCCUGAUUACUUCGCGCCCGAGCUGCCCGCCGUGGCGGAGUUCUCGUCAGGCGAGACGAUGGGCCACAGCGCCGACCGGCUGGCGGCGGCUUUCGGCGCCACGCGCAAGGAGCAAGACGACUACGCGCUGCGCUCACACACGCUCGCGGCGCAGGCGCAGCAGAAGGGAUACUUUACGGACCUCAUCCCCGUCAAAGUGGAGGGCAAGGACGGCCUCGUGGAGAAGGACAACGGCAUCCGCGUGUCGACGCCCGAGCAGCUGGCCAAGCUGCGGCCCGCCUUCAUCAAGCCGCACGGCACCGUCACCGCCGCCAACGCUUCCUUCCUGACGGACGGCGCGUCGGCGUGCCUGGUGAUGUCGGAGGCCAAGGCCAAGGAGCUGGGCCUCAAGCCCAAGGCCUACGUGCGCGACUUCACCUACGUGGCCCAGGACCCGGUAGACCAGCUGCUGCUAGGCCCGGCUUACGGCAUCCCCAAGAUCCUGGAGAAGGCAGGAUUGAAGAUGAGCGACAUCGACACCUGGGAGAUCCACGAGGCUUUCGCUGGCCAAAUCCUUGCCAACUUGAAGGCGUUGGACUCUGACUGGUUCAGCCAGACUUACCUCGGUCGCCAAUCGAAGGUCGGAAGCCCAGACUUGAGCAAGUGGAAUAGCUGGGGUGGAUCGCUCUCUAUUGGCCACCCCUUCGCCGCUACUGGGGUGCGUCUAGCCAUGCACACGGCGCACCGCCUGGUGCGCGAGGACGGCCAGAUCGGGCUGAUCUCGGCCUGCGCGGCUGGCGGCCAAGGCGUCGCUAUGUUACUGGAGAGGCACCCCGACGCGCGCGCCGAAUAGACUAGACUAGCGACCGCACCGCGACCACGCACCUUUACCACCGCUUGAGGUGCAGUCUUGGGCGUACUGAGGAUCUGCUAUAGUCUGGUCUGUGAGCACGUAGAAUUUUGUCCAAUGACCCCUAGCUACCCAUCCUUAUCGCUCGCGCGUAAUUAUGUUGCUGUCGCGCUCGCACACUCACUGCGGGCGCCCGUCGCACAGUCGCGACGGCAAUAUUACGCGCGAGCGAUAAGGAUGGGUUGCUUGGGGUCAUUGGACAAAAUUCUACGUGCUCACAGACCGGGCUUUACCCACUUAAAUUUUUAACCUCUACAUACCUCGUUUUGUUCUACCAGACUUGAGCUGGACAGAAGCUGGGUACGCCCAUAGGUACAGUGGGGAGCUUGAUGCGUCGUCGAUAAAAAAAACCGGCGCCUGCGCAUCACUCGACCACGCACCUGUUACCACCACUCGAGGUGCAGUUUUGGGCGUACUGAGGAUCUGCUACCCACUCUAAAAUUUUAAACCUACAUACCUACCUUAAAAAUUGAGAAACACAAGACAAGUCUAACGCGUCUUUUUUAUACGAGUACAUUAGUUAGUCACUCACAACUUGACGUUUCGGCUGUUACUACAGCCUUGGUCAUAAGCAGACUGGCCGCUCGUUUGAUUUUGGUUUGAUUGGAAAAUGUAAAAGUUACAUACCUUCAUUGAUUCGUUCUAUUUUUACUAGACUUGGGCCAAACAGAAGCUGGGUACGCCCAUAGGUGCAGUGUUAAGCUUGAUGCGUCGUCGAUACAUAAAACCGGCGCCUGCGCAUCACGCAACACCGCAUGUAUUACCACGGCAUAAGGUGCAUAAUGAGCGUGUGGUGUGUCGAGGGUACUGGGACGCUAGUUUGACACAUUGUAUGUUAAAUUAGGUAAUAUUACGUAAUUUGUGUCAAAUUACCGAUUCGGAUAAUUUUCUUUCGUGGAUCCCUCCCACUAGUUUCACCUGUGGGUUUCACCAUAAAGGGUUUAUUUUAAUUGCGAGGGUGUGCUACACUGAAAAAUAAAAUGAAGUUUUAUUA
Messenger RNA from Ostrinia furnacalis (Asian corn borer), 2595 nucleotides. It is a transcript of the gene Mtpbeta, whose product is annotated as mitochondrial trifunctional protein beta subunit. Bases 123 to 1544 code for a protein of 473 amino acids. The transcript is spliced from 12 exons. Lineage: Eukaryota; Metazoa; Arthropoda; Insecta; Lepidoptera; Crambidae. The record is from RefSeq and is a predicted model, not a curated record. Gene Ontology annotation, biological process: fatty acid beta-oxidation. Gene Ontology annotation, molecular function: acyltransferase activity, transferring groups other than amino-acyl groups. Gene Ontology annotation, cellular component: mitochondrion.